Molecule: messenger RNA, 852 nt
Organism: Peromyscus eremicus (cactus mouse)
Lineage: Eukaryota; Metazoa; Chordata; Mammalia; Rodentia; Cricetidae
Product: zinc finger and SCAN domain containing protein 4D-like
Exons: 4
Coding region: 1-852 (283 amino acids)
Source: RefSeq, a predicted model, not a curated record
AUGGCUUCACAGCAAAACAACUCCUUUAAACCCCAGUCACCAGAAAGUGGCCUUGUAUUAGACAACAGGAACUUCCUUCCAAGCCAGGAUACUUCUCUACAGUGGGAAGAAGAUAUCUGUAACUUCUCAACUGCUCAGCUCAACUUUCCCACAAAUGACAAUGGUUACUGUGCAAAGCAGGAACUGCAAGCAAUGUGGAAGUGGUUUAACUCCUGGUUGAAGCCAGAAAAGCGUAGCAAGGAGCAGAUGAUUUCUCAGCUGGUCUUGGCUGAGUUUCUCAAAACUGGGCACUACAAGGACAAGUCUGUCUUGAAAGAGAAGUGGGAAUCAAAUGGCAGAAACCUGGGGAGAUUCAUGGAGGAUCUGACUGAUGAGUGCUUGAAGCCUCCCAUCAUGGUUCACACCUCCAUGCAGGGGCAGGAAGCCCUCUUUUCUAAGAACAUGUCUUUAGAAGAAACCAUCAACCUUCUGAAAGAACAGCAAUCAGCAAGAAGUUCAAUACAAGAGAGUACAAGGACACCCUUGCCAAUCCCCCAAGACAUGUUAUUGACAACAGGACAUGAAGACUGGGAAAAUAGCCAAAACAAUGGCUGGAGUAAUAGUGAUGUAAAUGAUGGGGAUAGUAGUCCUGGAAAUGAGAUGGACUCCCUUUCCCUUAUCCAACAUUUUGAGUUUAACGAACCUAAAGACAGAAGUGUUUCUGAUGGAAAUCCUCUGGAUUUAAGCAGAACAAGUCAAAUGAAGAAGCAUGUAGCUUCUAAACAGCAAGUAACCAUUGAAGACAUGACUUGUAACUUCUGGAUUGUUCCAUCUGUCUUUGUGGAUAAAGAAGAUGAGUCUGUUUUAUGUUAA